UGCGAGCACCAAAAAUGAUCAAGAGUAAUUGAGUGAGCCAGAUAUAUACAAAAAUAUGAAUACGCGCGGGCAUCUGCAAAUACUCUGUGCUUUGUUUUUGGCUUUCUGUAACGAAUUUGCUUAUGGUCGUGACGAGAUUUCAGGUGCGGAGUUCUUAAAGUUUGGUUGGGGAAAAACGAGGCAUCGAAGAGGUUUAAGAUUUGUCAGAGAUGCAAACAUUAAAGAUACAGAUCUGACACCACCACAAACUAGACCACAAUUUGAAUGCGCCGACGGAGUUUUAGCAGUACUUUUAAAACACGCUGAUGUCAUCAACACCCAAAUUUAUGGACUACAGGGGGAACUGCUCCACUUACCCCAGUUAGAAGUUUUCUGUGGUGUCACCAUCAAGCCUACACCCACACAUCUCCACCUGCUGUUCAACUAUGACUCCUGUUAUGUUAAAAAAGAGGAAGCUGCACAUGUUUUGUCUCUUAGCUGGUAUGGGACAGAUUUUGUCCUCCCCUGUCCUGUUCAUGUUCCUCCUUCAGUCAGAUGCAAGAAUGGUGCCAUGGAAAUGACUGUUGUUCAUGGGACUGCAGAAGUGCUGUCAGUUGCAUUAAAUGAAAAAUGGGUACCAUUGCUUGAUGUGGCUGCUAACUGCUGGCGAAGAGAGCAUUCUAACAAGCGAAGGCACACUUUCUCCAUUCCAUAUUCAAGCUGUGGGGUCCAUUUCAGGGAUGGUCGCCACGUUCUGCAUUUGAAAUCUGAAGACAAGUUGAUAGUGCUGUCAUGUCCAUAUGAUCCAGUUUUUCCUGUCCAAUACUCGAGUCACCCUGGGCCAAGAGGAUUUCAUCCCAAAGCUCUAAGCAGUGAGGCUGUAAAGCAAGUGUAUGCAUUUGCUGCUGAGAACCAGGACACAAAUGCAGCUAGAACACUUUCUCUGCACCCCAGAUCUUAUUGGCUGCCUAAAAUGCCACCUUUGCCUGGCAAUUUUAAUCUGUCUGUAAGCUUCCCAUUUUCAGUUCCCUUACCAAAACAUGAGCGUUUCAGAGAACAACUGAUCUUUGUUCCAGACCCCACUCCAACCCCCACUCCGACCCCUACUCCAACCCCUACUCCUACCCCAUCCACUACAAGCUCUUACCAAGAAAUGUCAGACAUUAUUGAAAAUUACCAAUAUCCCAAUUAUGUCUCUUAUGAGCAGAUGGAACAGGAUCGUUUUGCUUUGGAUAACCUUCCUCCCUACAUGCGCUAUCCAUACAAGCAUCGUAGACCGAGUCAAGUAAAUUCUGUUCUUGCUAAUAUAGCACAGUAUCUUCCACCUGGGUAUUUCAUAUGCUCGAACAACGAUCAAGAACCACCAGUAUUCCCACCAACAUUUCCGCCUCCAAUUCGGAAUCCUGCUUUAAAAAAUCAAAAUCCGGGGAGCGUACAGUUUGCACCUGUUCCUGUGCUUCCCGUGAAUGGGUACACUGAUCGGCAAAUGACAGGGCCUUCUAGCGUAUAUGAUUCUAGUGCUUCAUUUUACCAGCCGAAUCGACGUUUCCAGUCUUCUCAGUACCAGCCAUACUUUUACCAGGGUAGUUAUCGGGGUUCCUCCACUGGUUCCUUAACUCCUAAUGCUCCGCUUAUUCCCGUAAAUCUGCAAUCUCAAGCAAGUUAUCCUGUUUACCCUGUUCCUCAAGAUGCAAGACCCUAUCAGACUGAUGGAGACCAAUCUCUAAAUUCAUAUCAGGGAUCGGUUUUCCAGACCUACCGGAGACGAUACCGGCCCAAUCAGUUGUCCAACUUUCCAAAUUCACCAAUGAAUCUUGAGGUAUUUUCAGGUGAUGUUUACACGGAUGGUGCUGAUUCUAUUCCUAAAGGUUUUUUCCAGGCACGGUCUAUUGCUCCAGAUCACAGUCACGGUUCACCCUUGCCACCAAGAAGAGGUGAAUAAUGUUGUCUGCUUUUGUUGAUCGAUAAAGCAAUUGUGUGAAAAAUAAGAGGUUGUGUAAGUCAAGCUUUUGAGCAGCCUAAUUAUGAUUUAAGAUCUUUAAUCCAUGUGUA
Molecule: messenger RNA, 2031 nt
Organism: Danio aesculapii
Lineage: Eukaryota; Metazoa; Chordata; Actinopteri; Cypriniformes; Danionidae
Exons: 5
Coding region: 56-1921 (621 amino acids)
Source: RefSeq, a predicted model, not a curated record